Pan troglodytes (chimpanzee) is the source of this 776-nucleotide messenger RNA. RefSeq names its product cilia and flagella associated protein 90 (gene CFAP90). Bases 1 to 444 code for a protein of 147 amino acids. NCBI's taxonomy places the organism in Eukaryota, Metazoa, Chordata, Mammalia, Primates, Hominidae. The record is from RefSeq and is a predicted model, not a curated record. The transcript is spliced from 3 exons.
AUGGAGGACGACGAGGAGGAGACCACCGCGUCCACGCUGCGGGGCAAGCCCAGGCCGCCGCCCGUCUCGGCGCAGUCCGCCUUCAGCUACAUCCCGCCGCGGCGCCUGGACCCCAAAGAGCACAGCUACUACUACCGCCCGGCGCGAACAGGAAUUAUUUCCCUCUAUGAUUGUGUUUUUAAGAGGCGCCUAGAUUAUGAUCAGAAGUUGCACCGAGAUGACAGAGAACAUGCAAAAAGCCUGGGACUUCAUGUUAACGAAGAGGAACAGGAGAGGCCGGUUGGAGUGCUGACGUCUUCUGUCUAUGGGAAGUGCAUCAAUCAGCCCAUUGAGCCCCUAAACCGGGACUUUGGCCGUGCCAACCACGUGCAGGCUGACUUCUACAGGAAGAACGACAUCCCCAGCCUCAAGGAACCCGGCUUUGGGCACAUUGCUCCAUCCUGAAGCAUCCCCGUGGCCCACAGGGCAUGUCCGAUACCCUGUGGCCUGGCAAGUUUGCACAGCGAGAAGGUGGCAUCUGGAGCCUCCUUUCCCCUUCUCAUGACGCCUAGGAGCUUGGCUAUGCCUGUGUUGCAUCUCUACAGUGGGACACAUGAACACGUUAGCAGCCUCCCUCAGGUUGCUGGGUUAGGAGCCUGACCAACAACACCUUUAGUACAUGUGAAGAGUCUCUGAUGUGAUGAUUUUCAGCUGGAAUUAUUUUUGAUCAAAUGAAUCUGGAGACCGAUUCAUUGUGAGCACCUGAAUAAAAUGAAAACUUUGUUUCCCCUUGGUAA